AUGCUCGUCUCGCUGCCACUCCCCUACCGCUUCUCGAGCGCUGCCGCCUCUGCCCUCCUUCCCCAAACUCCCCUGUUUAUACGGGACCCUGCUGGCGCGAAGCUCAGGAGGAUAAUCACCUGGCUUAGCCGGUCAUUGUUCCCACUGUGGACUCUUGACUCUUGCGUCGGCCUCGGUGUUCGGAUGGGGCGGCAUGAGGCUGCGCCCAUCCCGUCACAAGCGCGGUUACUCCUGGACCAAUUCCCGCAUGUCGAGUCCGACAUCCUCCUCGCCAUUGCGCGCCACACGCUCGAACCGAUCGAGCUCUACAAGCUCGACGAGCAGUACCGCAGCGCUAGCUCCGCGAACACGCCGCUGCCCGCAGACCUCUCGGACCCGCUGUCCACGUCCAACAACGGUGACCACGCGUGA
This is a messenger RNA of Rhodofomes roseus, 411 nucleotides long. RefSeq lists its product as uncharacterized. The record is from RefSeq and is a predicted model, not a curated record. Lineage: Eukaryota; Fungi; Basidiomycota; Agaricomycetes; Polyporales; Fomitopsidaceae. The transcript has a single exon. The coding region runs from base 1 to 411 and encodes 136 amino acids.